This is a messenger RNA of Lindgomyces ingoldianus, 165 nucleotides long. RefSeq lists its product as uncharacterized. The record is from RefSeq and is a predicted model, not a curated record. The transcript has a single exon. NCBI's taxonomy places the organism in Eukaryota, Fungi, Ascomycota, Dothideomycetes, Pleosporales, Lindgomycetaceae. The annotation marks the transcript as partial.
AACUGGACCUGGGAGGUCAGCGGAUGGACCGCGGGUUGUGGCCGAAAAACCCGCAGUCACGAUUUCAAUGUCACGAUCGCGAGUGUGCAUUCCGAUGGCACGGAAAUUGCGGGUGUGAAGGCGUAUUGCAGUGGCCAGGAAAACCGGGUUUUAUCAGGUAUGUAA